UUAACUGUUUUGCCGCCAAUUUAUGACUGACGACAUUCUUGGAAAUGCGCGUAUUUAAAUGCUAAAUGCUAUUUAAAUGCUAAAAUGGCUGAUACAGAUCGAAGUUCAAGCGGCGUGAUGGAAGCCAAAGAAGUGUUUGGACUUCUGCAAGAAAUGGCGAAAUUAAUGAAAACUGGAUUAGAUGAUGAAACAUUGGCUAUCUGCGUAAGACUGUGUGAAGAUGGUGCUAAUCCUGAAGCCUUGGCUUCUAUUGUUAGAGAUCUUUCUCGAGAAUCUGCUGCUUUGAAAUCCAAUGAAGUAAAAUUUUUUUAUUCUUUUUAAACUUUUUUUUUUUUUUCUUUUUUAACUGAAGCAUGAAGCGAACAAUGAAAUCCAUCAGAUUCUGAGUACAAGCCAUAGAAAGCAAACUGAACUCUACAGACAUCUGUGAAUAUAUACACACAAGGAUUAAUAGUAUUGUUGUAUCAUUUAUUACAUGUAUAUCAAGAUUUUUUAAUUCUUCAAGGGAACUCUAAAGGAGAUUGAAUUAAAAAUGUACAUGGAGUUCUGUUUGUUUCAUUGAAUUAAAAAUGUGUAUGGAAUUCUGUUUGUUUCAUUUUUUAAUGAAAACAUUAAUGUUAUUUAUGGCAUGAUAUUUAAACUCUUGCAUUACCUUUUAUUUUCUUAAGAGUAGUUUUGUUACCAGAAUCAUAUCAAGAAAUGCUUAUCUCUUCAAUUUUUAUUAUAUUGUGUAUUGUUUCAGACUAAUAUAAUUAAGUAAAAAGAUACGACAUUAAUAGUUCUGUGCGAUUUUUUAGAGAAAGAAUCAUUAUCACAUAGAAAAUUUAGUAAAAUUGCUAUACUUUGUGAAAUCAAUUUUGUAAACAAAUUAUUGUCUACUGUUUUAUGAAAUCAUUUAAUUACCUUUCUGAAUUAUUAAUUUUUAACCUUUUUUUAGACUUAUAAUACUGUAUCUGCCUAGGGUCUCACAGGAAUAAGAUGCUGAUUAUUACUUCGGUUGAGCAUGAAAUAAUAUUUUGCUUUUAAAGCAUUUGUAAUAUGUAAUAUGUUUUAUAAUAUGUUUUUCUGUAAGAUGUGUAUGUGAGAUGUGUAUGUUCAUUUAAAUUACAUUAAACAUUAAUAUUUAUAUUGUUUUUGUUUAACAUUUUACACAUAUUGAAGUAUUUUUACUUUAUAACUACAUGUCUUGUAGUGAAAUAUAGAUCAUUAUCCAGAGCUGACUAUUGGAGAUUUGCUGUAUCUGCAUGAUUCUUUCAAAUUAAAACUGUCUUGUGGCUUGAUUUUUAUAAUGGUUAUAUUCUAUUUGUACAUUUGAGUUAUAGAACUGGACAUGAAAAAGAUAACUAUGAGUAGAUUUCUGUUUUUUAUUUACUUAGAAGAAUUGUUCAGUUUUGAGUAGUGCAACUAAUGAAAAUGUUCUGCAUUAUUGUAAUAAUAAUAGCUUGUAAUUCUAAAAUUCUAUUUUACAUUGAGUAACAACAGAUAAAUAUUACAUCCUCUGGGAUAAUUACAUGAUUUAGUUGUUUACUUUUUCAAUGUCUGUUAUGCCUACUAAAAUAAAUUGCUUUUUGCUAUAUUUUAACAG
Messenger RNA from Stegodyphus dumicola, 1585 nucleotides. It is a transcript of the gene Mzt1, whose product is annotated as Mitotic spindle organizing protein 1. NCBI's taxonomy places the organism in Eukaryota, Metazoa, Arthropoda, Arachnida, Araneae, Eresidae. Gene Ontology annotation, cellular component: spindle; centrosome; gamma-tubulin ring complex. Gene Ontology annotation, biological process: mitotic spindle assembly; microtubule nucleation by interphase microtubule organizing center; gamma-tubulin complex localization. The record is from RefSeq and is a predicted model, not a curated record.